AGGGCGAGGGAGGGGAGGGGGGAAUGGGAGGCGAAGGAGGAGGAGGAAGAGGAGGUGGCGGAGCAGGCGGACGCGGGAGUGAGCGGGCGGGCGCCAGCGCUGGUCGCCACCAAGUGGCUCACCGCACCUUGAGAGCCUUGGAGUUCUUCUUCAGGAGCCGGAUUGGGCCAGGCGUCACCUCUGAAGGGCAUCUCGUCCGUGUCCAUGUGGCCCAGGAAGUCGUCGAUGCCCAUGGGCAUGGCAGGCGGAGGGGCUUCCACGCCCGUGGACGUCUUCUCCCGCACGUUGGACACGCCCUUGGACUUGGCCAUGUUGAUGGUGAUGUCCUCAUCCUCGGUGGGGAUGGGGAUCGACUGGACGAUGCUGACGACCAUCCCCUCGUAGAGCUCCUCGGCAGGCUUCACCCAGAACGUUGCGCGGCUCUUCAUCUUGACCAGCUGAUAUGAGGAGACCUUGCCCGCGCUCGAAGCUACCACCGAGCCAGCCUCCCGGAACUUGAGGCCGUCUCCCUGGAACGGGCCGUACUCGGCGAAUCGCGAGUUGAGCACAGCCUGCCCCUUUGUGCGGCGCAUAAGCACGCCGUUCAUGCCGAUCAAGUUACGAGUGGGAAUCUUGAAGGACAUGAUCAUGCUAUUCUCCCCGGCGCCCGCCUCCAUGUUGACGACCUCGGCGUUCUUCUUCUGCAUCUCCUCCAUGACGGUGCCCUGAUACUCGGUGGGCGUAUCGACCACCACGUCUUCGUAUGGCUCGAGCUUCUCGCCCGUCUCUGGGUCGGUGAUCGUGAUGACCUCUGGCGGCCCGAUCAUGACCUCGAAGCCCUCGCGCCUCAAGUUCUCGAUGAGGAUCCCGAGCUGCAGGAUGCCGCGCGCCUUGACCCUGAAGGAAUCGGCGUUGCUUCCCGGCUCGACGCGCAUGGCCAGGUUGGUCAUGGUCUCCUUUGAAGGGGCGAUUCUUGAUGUGCGUGCUGGUCCUCCAGAGGGUCUCCUUCAGCUGCCCCGAGAAGGGCGAAGAGUUGAUCCCGAACUCCAUAACGACCGUAGGCUCCUCCACGAUGAUGGGCGGCAGAGCCAUGGGGUUCGCAGGAUCCACCACGGUGUCACCGAUAGUCACGUCGUCCAUGCCGGAGAAGGCGCAGAUGUCGCCGGCUGCGACCUCGUCGACGACUCUCCUCUCGUUGUUGUGGAAGUCCCAGAGCUUGCUGACCUUCGCCCGUCUCACCUCGCCCUCGGGGCCGAACAUGAAGCCGAGCUCCUGGCCGACCACGAGGCUGCCGGAGAUGACGCGGCCGAUGGAGAUGCGCCCGAUGAAGGGGUCGAAGUCCAGGUUCGAGACGAGCAUCUGCAGGGGCGCCUGGGCGUCGACCUUGGGCCUGGGGCACUCCUCCAGGAUCUGGUCGAGGAGCGGGGACAGGUCCUCCCGAGUCUGGGCCAUCCAAAGAGGCCACGCCCAGGAAGCCCGAGGCAUAGCAGACCGGAAAGUCGCAGAUCUCGUCGCAGGCGCCAAGGUCGCUGAACAGGUCGAAAGUGGUGUCGAGCACCCAGUCGCAGCGUGCUGCAGGCUUAUCGACCUUGUUGAUGCAAACCAUGACCUUGCGACCAAGCUUCAGCGCCUGCUUCAGCACAAACUUGGUCUGAGGCAUUGGACCUUCCUGCGCGUCUACGAGGAGGAGGCAAGCAUCCGCCAUGUUCAGAAUCCGCUCGACCUCGCCGCCGAAGUCGGCGUGCCCAGGAGUGUCGAUGAUGUUGAUCUUGACGCCUUUCCAAUCAACCGACGCGUUCUUCGCAAGGAUGGUGAUGCCCCGCUCCGACUCGAUCUGGUCACUGUCCAUGGAUCCAAUGCCGUCAUCCUCCGAGGUCUGGGCCAUGAGCGCGUUCGUCAGCGUGGUCUUGCCGUGAUCGACGUGCGCGAUGAUGGCAAUGUUGCGGAUGUCUUCACGCUCGAUGAUCUCGCCCACGGUGGCCUUAUCGGCUACCGCAGUCGCACAGAGGGCGAU
Molecule: messenger RNA, 1993 nt
Organism: Prorocentrum cordatum
Lineage: Eukaryota; Dinophyceae; Prorocentrales; Prorocentraceae
Source: the annotation of a GenBank genome assembly